GUGCGAUUGCUCAUGCGAGGUGCGGGUUGUGGAGCACCACGUAUGGAGGGCCGCACUUUCACAUCGGAGCUCUGUGGAGACAUCGGAGAACCAGCGAACAUGGGCAUUGGGGAUGUUGUCGGCACCCAGUUCGAGGGCGGCAGAUAUAGGGCGAGGCCAUCUGCACAGUCGUGGCACUCUAUUGAUGACCCUCCUUCCACCUUCGUGCCUCAAACACACGACGGUGUGCACGCUUCGAACAACCGACCCUCUCUCGCCAUGCCCAUGACGGAUGUAUCGUCAGGUGGAGGUCGGGGGACGUACCCGACGACAGUGUACGAGUUCGGCACGCAGCAGGGUUCGAGCGGGACAUAUGGGCAAUGUGCGCAGCAACCUCAUGUGCGGGGAUUACCUGCAAGGACAGAGUCCCCCAGAUGGGGGUGUGGUCCCGAGCAUUCUGUGCAGGCGUCGCAACAUCGCCUGCAAGGUCUUCCGCCACUCUCUCCGCCGCUCACUAGACGCACAACGACAGUGGGUGAAGACAGCACUCCCGGGCAGGAGAGGGUGCAGCAGACUGCAAUCGGUGCAGCGGGCACCCGGAAGGAGGGAGGGCCAGCAUGUGGGGCCGGCAUGGGGAGUGAAGAGGAGCAGCAGCAACCGGGGAUUGCGGAGCACAUUGCGGACCAACUUCAAAGGCCCCGCUCUGUGCUGCCAAUGGCUGGCGAAGGACGGAGUGCCGCAUCCCCGAGUGCUCACCAGCAUAUGACCAGAGGCAGGCGCUACGACUGGAUAGUGGACCGGAUGAAAGAGGAGGGGUACACACGCACGUGGGAAGAUUGUCGAAAGAAAUGGGCGGAGCUGACAAAGAAAGUGAAGGAGAUCAGAGAUGCUUGCGAUGGAUCUGGCAAACCGACGCAUUGGGAGAUUACAACCGAGAUAAAGAAGAAGUUGGGCAUCAGCAUGACUUUCGAGAGGCCGUUGUGGGAUGCCAUGGAGUGGUUCCGUACCAAGGCUGCAUUCGUCAUGUCGAACACCAUGGCAUCCGAGGAGUUCAGACCGGGCGGGUGUACGACAGUGAACGACGCUGACUCCGAAGGAACAGGGACGGAAGCUUCGGAUAGCGCAGCGAAGGUCCGUAGGACGUCCUCUGGCAGGAGGCGUGGAGGAGAUUCCACAGCUUCAUCUUCAGGUUUGGUUGCAGCCAUGGAGGAGUCGACCUGUUCACUUUGUGAUGGUCUGGACAGGGCAGCCUCAACGCUGGCUCGAGCAUCUUCUGAAGGGGCUGCUAUGGUGGCCGCAAGGAUCGGGGAUGUGGCCACGGAGAUUGGGCAUGUCGUGGGGCCAAUGCGGUAGGGAAACUCUGUAUUGGAAAUGUUGGUGGGAGUGAUGGCGGGCAGAGGACUCG
Messenger RNA from Chara braunii, 1384 nucleotides. NCBI's taxonomy places the organism in Eukaryota, Viridiplantae, Streptophyta, Charophyceae, Charales, Characeae. The record is from the annotation of a GenBank genome assembly.